CAGUAAAAAUCACCCCCAUCUUUGGUGAUGAUGCAACUCUCGUUGAUUUUGAUUCUUCCUGCAUAACAUGCAUAUUUAAGGCUGGAUCCUUUUGUGAUAAUUCACCUGGUGAUAAUGGGAAUCAAACCAAUUCAGAUAUUCUAUUCAAUGCUGAAGUUGUUGAUGCUAGAUGUCCUGAUGGUCAAAAAUGUAAUGUUGAUAAGAAUGAUGAUGGGUUAGCAACUUGUGUCGAGUAG
This is a messenger RNA of Dentiscutata heterogama, 236 nucleotides long. The record is from the annotation of a GenBank genome assembly. Lineage: Eukaryota; Fungi; Glomeromycota; Glomeromycetes; Diversisporales; Gigasporaceae.